Messenger RNA from Pistacia vera, 2404 nucleotides. Its product is annotated as OVARIAN TUMOR DOMAIN-containing deubiquitinating enzyme 6. The record is from RefSeq and is a predicted model, not a curated record. The coding region runs from base 422 to 2044 and encodes 540 amino acids. Gene Ontology annotation, biological process: protein deubiquitination. The transcript is spliced from 9 exons. NCBI's taxonomy places the organism in Eukaryota, Viridiplantae, Streptophyta, Magnoliopsida, Sapindales, Anacardiaceae. Gene Ontology annotation, molecular function: cysteine-type deubiquitinase activity; K63-linked deubiquitinase activity.
AAAAUCAAAAAAAAAAAAAAAAACCUAAAAAUUCAUAUCAUCAGAUUUUGCAGAUCUCUUCACCGAGGUUUCAAGGUUUCUUCUCUCCCCCUGUCUCUGUGUUUAUUUCAGCUUGGGCUUGUUGAAGGUGAAUUUCUUUGAGACUACUUUUUUCGGGUAAAAUUCGACUACUUAGAAAAGAGGGUUUUAUUGUUUAAAGUUGGAGGUCUGGGUCUCAUGAGAAUUGUUAGGGGAAUGCAGAGAUCGUUUCCUGAGGAGCAGAACAACAACACACUGCUGGGCUGGAAAAAAUCCUUCAGCCAAGGAAUUGGAGUUACCGUGCCCAAGGCCAGAGCGCGUGAUAAACCCAUGACUACUAGGGUUUUGGUUCUCUAAACGUGUAUUUGGGCAAAACAAUUGGCGAUUGUAAACAUUGAACUUCAUGACUCGAAUUUUGGUUCAGCGAGGUUCUGCAGGUGGCUCUUCUUCAAAUUCAAGCCGUGCUGGGUCCUCUUCUUCUCGAGGAGAGCCACAGGUUAAUACUUCUCCUCAGGUUCUUUCUUCUGUGAAAGAUGAGGAAAUUGGAGAGCAAGUGUCGGAGCAAGUUGUUGUGGAUGAGCUUUUGGAUUAUUGUGGAACUAGUGAUAAUAAAAUUAUGAAAAGUGAUGAUUUUUUGGUGGAAAACGUCAAUAACGAUCAUAAUGAGAGUUCAAGUGAUGAAAUUGGUGAUAGUGAGAAAUUGGGUAAUGAGGAGAAUGUGGGUUCAGGGGAAUUAGUAAAGAGUUUGGAUGGGCUGAGAAUUUCAGAGAGAGUUGCAGUUGAAAGUGAAGGUUCAAGUGGUGAGUCCCCACAGCUGAUUAGUGGAAGUCCACAACCGCCCCCGCCUCCUGUUCCACCCCCAAAACCUUUGGCAUCAAACUUAAAUUCAAGAAGAUCUGUCUCAGGAAGCUCAAAUGCUGGACGUGUUGGAUCAUCGAGAAGAGCAGUUGCCUGGCCUGUCGUCUCCACAAGGACUUCACCAUCUGGAUCAAGGCCUUCAUCUCCCAGGUCCCAUGUUGAAAGUGAGGGGUACAAUAGCGCUGAUGAGCAGAGUCCACGUUUUGUAUCCUCCUACGAUGACUUGGAAAGAGAACGUCAAUUUGAGAUUGAUAUCAGGCGGGCAAAAGGUUUUGAAGUCAAACGAAUGCUAGAGGAUGGGAAUUGUCUCUUCCGUGCUGUUGCAGAUCAGGUGUAUGGGGACUCUGAAUCAUAUGAUUUGGCGAGACAGAUGUGCAUAGAUUAUAUGGAGCGAGAGAGGGAUCACUUUUCUCAAUUUAUAACCGAAGGUUUUACAUCUUACUGCAAGAGGAAGAGAAGAGACAAGGUCUAUGGAAACAAUGUGGAGAUUCAAGCAUUAUCUGAAAUGUAUAAUCGGCCUAUCCAUAUUUAUUCCUACAGUACAGGUUCUGUUUUUAAUGAUGAACCCAUCAACAUAUUUCAUGGAAGCUACAAUACUGACACGCCUCCCAUACGGUUAAGUUAUCAUCAUGGGAAUCACUACAACUCCCUUGUUGACCCGCGGCGCUUGACAAUCGGUGCAGGACUUGGGUUCAGUUGUCUUCGAGGGACAAAUGUUGACAAAGAUCAAGUCAAGGCUGCCAUCAAGGCUCAACAAGACCAACAGAUUGAUAAUGCACUUCUAGCUGAGGGGCGGUUUUACUCUGAUCUGGAGCUUACUGAAAAGGAAAUUGAGUGUAUGGUGAUGGAAGUUUCUCGAGCUGAGUAUCUUGCUAAUGACAAAUUCAAGCAGCAACUUGCCCGUAAAGAUUCGUCUACUUCAGGGGCUGAACCUUCAUCCUCUGGAGCUCGGUCAUCAUGUAGUGAGAGCAAAGUAGACGGUGGGAGAGAGAGCAAUAUACAAGAUACAGUCCUGAGCAGCGGUAUGCAGAUGGUACUAUCCAUGGGGUUCAGCUAUUUGCAAGUAAUAGAAGCUUACAGCAUAUUUGGUGAUGACGUCGAUUCUAUGGUGUGUUACCUGCUAGAAACUGGGAGUAGCAGCAGAAGAAAAGGCAAAGCAACUGAAUAAGUAAAAACUGCUGGUGGGGUAGAGCAAAACGCAGAUUGAAAAUGUAGGAAAACCAUGUUGGUGACAUUGUAGCUGCUUACGUUUUACCAUUUAAAGAGGACACUGUCAAGAACCUUUUUAUUAUAGUACUUCAAGAUAAACAAAAUAGGACUAAUGCGUGGCAUAACCGUCAUAGUAUAAAAAUGUUUUAAUAAGAAAAUUCUACCAACAAUCUCAUUUUUCUUUUACUCAAAUCCUGUGUGCAUCAAUGAGUGAACUCUCUGGUAAAUUUAUUGUGCAAACCUAUAUAGCUAGUGUCAGAAUCAAGAAUGAUAUAACAAUUAUCAUUCAAUUCAGUAGUUGGAUGAAUUUUAUUUCGUA